Emiliania huxleyi CCMP1516 is the source of this 586-nucleotide messenger RNA. It is a transcript of the gene ARL3a, whose product is annotated as ARL3a, ARF-like GTPase. Gene Ontology annotation, molecular function: GTPase activity; GTP binding. The record is from RefSeq and is a predicted model, not a curated record. Bases 44 to 586 code for a protein of 180 amino acids. Gene Ontology annotation, cellular component: microtubule cytoskeleton; cytoplasm. Gene Ontology annotation, biological process: cilium assembly. The transcript is spliced from 5 exons. NCBI's taxonomy places the organism in Eukaryota, Haptophyta, Isochrysidales, Noelaerhabdaceae.
AUCGGUUGCAACGGCCGCUCUGUGCAGAGCGCGCCACUCUGCCAUGGGUCUCCUAACGCUGCUGCGCAACCUCAAGAAGGACGAGAAGGAGCUGCGGAUACUGAUGCUGGGCCUGGACAACUCGGGCAAGACUACAGCGCUCAAGCAGCUGGCGGGGGAGGAUGUCAGUCAGAUCACGCCGACGCAGGGCUUCAACAUCAAGUCGGUGCAGCAGGCGGGCUUCAAGCUGAAUGUGUGGGACAUCGGCGGCCAGAAGCACAUCCGCCCCUACUGGAAGAAUUACUACCAAAACACAGACUGUGUCAUCUACAUGGUGGACUCUGCUGAUAAGCGGAGGACUGACGAGGCCGCGGAAGAGCUUAUGUCCCUGCUAGAGGAGGAAGAGCUCAAGAGUGUAGCUGUGCUGGUGUUUGCCAACAAGCAGGAUCUGUUGGGCGCUAUGAGCGCGGCGGAGGUCAUGAAGGAGCUCGAGCUAACCAGCCUGAAGGACAGGUGGGUGCACGUGCAGGCCUGCUCGGCAAAGACGGGCUCAGGCCUGGAGGACGGGCUGACAGAGCUCAUGAGAGCUCAGCGUGGAGAACGAUGA